CCCGGGGAAGGGAGGGAAGAAGGGGAGGAAGGAAGGCAGAAACCGGCCGCCCCGUCGCUCUGAGCGGGGGCGCGGCGGGGACCUGCCUGUCUCCCCCCCUCCUCCGCCAUCCCUGGGGGAGCUGCUGGUCGGCUGCAGAAGGCUUGUGCAGGAAAAGUUGGAUGAAUGAUGAAUCACUUCAUGGUUCUGGCACUACUGCUCCCCCUGAGAACUUGCUACACUACAUACUCACAGCAAGAAUCUGUUGUGUUUCCAGUAAUGUACCUCAAUGUUUCCAAGGAUUUGGCUCUUCAGCGGUUGCUGGUGGAAUGGGAUGUUGGCAAGUCAGCGCAUGAUGCUGAGCUGGCAAUGUCUUUUGAAAUACAAGUCCGUCAAACAGAUGAAACUGCUACUGUGUGGACAGAGUUUCAUAACGUCACACUUGAUAAAUCAGGAAAGCCUCUUCAUUGGACAUGGGAUUCAGACUUACCUUUGGAGUGUGUGUCACACUCGGUGAGAAUCAGGAGCAAAGCAGAAGCAUCAAAAAUCUGGAGUCCGUGGAGUCUAUGGGAGACUGUCCUGGGACUGGACACUUCAAGUAACAGUGGACCACAAAUCUUUCCAAAUGAAAAAAUUAUAGAGGAAGGCUCUGACCUCACUCUCUGCUGCAUUGGAAGGAAAGGUCAAAUCAUUCAGGAAUUCUUCAUAGACCUAGAUGGUCGUGUUUUCAAUCACACAAGCAGUCAAGACAGACUUCUCACUCUGAAAAACGUGACACAUGAAGUGCGUCACAUCACUGCCUACUGUCGAGAGUCCUGCAAUGAAAAGCAAUGCUCCGAUCAAUCAGUUUUCAUUGUGGGUAAACCACCUGAUACACCUCAUGAUUUUUCCUGCCAAACUCAAGACAAGAGAAGGGUAACAUGUACUUGGAGCCAAGGAGGAGACACCUAUCUUUAUGGAAGUCACUCACCAAAAUACACCGUUUCUGAAGAGUUUUCCCAAAAAAUUGUUCCGUGCACAGUAAGUUGUUCUGAGCGGUGCUCGUGUUCUUGGGAUAUAGGCCAGCAGACGAUCUACAAUAUCACGGUGGCUGUGGAAAACCCACUGGGAAGGAAAACUGCUACGGAUGUUUUUGAUGUAACUCACAGAAUUUAUCCCGCUGCACCUUUCCAGCUGUGGGAAAAAUGCACAGAUACAGAAAUCAAUUUGUAUUGGAAGCAUCAAAACAAAGAAAUUGAACUGUUUUGUCAGACUGAAGUGCUCCACCCCGAUGGGAAAGUACAACUGCACAAUAGUUCAGAAACACGGCAGAAUUAUGCCAGCAUCACGCUGGGUGGACUGCGGCCCUACACCGAGUACACAGCCAGAGUACGCUGUGGGGCUGCUGAGCAUUUCUGGAGGUGGAGUGAAUGGAGCGAAGCCCGAACCAUCAGAACAAUGGAAUCCGCUCCAUCAGGGGAACUGGACAUCUGGAGAGAAAUUACACCAGUUCUGGGCGGGCGGAAUGUGACCUUGUUCUGGAAGCAAACACCAAGUUUUCGAGCAAAUGGAAGAAAUAUUUCAUACGAAGUAACCUGGGAAAAAGUAGAAGAUGGCUCUGAGCCUGAAAGCAUCUCCUUUUCAUCAGUCUACAACAGCACAAGGAUUUCCAUUGAUAACCAUUCCUACAGAAUCAGUAUCAUGGCAAAGAACAAUGUUAAUUAUUCACUUCCUUCAGUAUUGAUCAUCCCUAGAGCUACAGACACCGAAGAGCUUAAAGAAGAACAAGUUAGUGGUACAGAUGAUGGCAUUUUUAUUUCUUGGGAGCCCAGACAAAUAUACAACAGCUACAUCAUUGAUUGGUGUAACUUUCCAAUGUUACAGCCUUGUGAUUUGCAGUGGAAGAGAUUUGGGCCCAACACUUCCAGUGCUCUGAUCAACUCAGGUGCUUUCGUUCCGGGGGUGAGAUACAACUUCCACAUCUACGGGUCUGUUGCCAAUAGAGCUUCCUUAUUGGAGAAGAAGACUGGUUAUCUCAAGGAGCUACCUCCUCUGCAUGACCCUACAGUGAGAAAAGUUGAACUGAGUCCCAAUGCAGUAACACUGUUUUGGGAUUAUAAUCUCACAAAUGAGUCAGGUUUUGUAAGAGGCUACCAUGUUUAUGUGUCGCCUGUACAAGGGGACUGCAGUUUGAAAGGAUCCGAAAAAUACACUGUUCCAGAUUAUUCAGUGUUAUGUAAAUACACAAUUGAAAACCCAGAAGAAAAGACGUACACCGUGAAACACCUCUUGCCCAACACAAAAUACAAACUAGUGGUUAAAGCCUAUACAGGUGGAGGAGAGACUCCCAUUGUUAACUUUAGAUACAUAGACACACCAUUUAACUCAAACAUGCUGUACCUUGUAUUCCUGCUAGUGAUAGUUCCAUCACUGGUAGCAGCUCUAUGCCGCUGGAAGAUGAAGUGGGUGAAGGAGUGCUGCUGUCCUGUAAUACCUAGUCCUAGCAAGAGCAAAGCACUGUCAUUCAAAGAGUUUAAGAUCGGUUCUGAGAAGGUAUUGAAAAUAAGUGACUGCAUUCCUGAUGCGCUGGCAGUGGACAAUAAGGCUGAAGCCCAGAACUUCCACCCAUGGAGCCAGUUGUCUUCAACGUCAACAGCAGAUCAGAGCGAUGAUGACAAUUCUUCCUGGAUUUACCCCACCGACCACGAAGAGAGAGACCCUGCACCCACACCGACACCUCAGACUCACACUUGGUUUGAAAAUUUUGCUUAUUCUUCUCAUCUUGCAGUUGAAUCCAAUGUCUGUCAAACACCAGAGACACGAGCAGGAAGCAAACCGGACCCAUCAGUGGUGCUGUACCAGCCACAAUACUACUUUGAUAUUUUAAAUGGAGGUGCUGGCUCAAGCCCCAGAGACACAGCUGGCAGAAAGACCAGUCUGAGGUACGUUUCACAGACAGCUGUGCACUGCCUGGGGAGGAGGCUUUGAUCUGCUCCCCUCCAUGGAGGCCAUCUGGGCUUUGGUUACACAACAACACAAGUAAGAAUUUCUAAAACCACAACAAAUUCUCCUUUUGAUGAAGGCUUUCACAAACCCAACUGCCCUACUUCUGGUAGGGCUUCUGCAAAGCUCUUGCUCCAGGACUAGUUUAAACACACUGAUUUGUGCACAGCAGUGAUGUGCACUGUGGUUUCGUCACAGGUUACAGGCACCACGUUAGACUUACAGGCUGUUAUGUGGCCCUUUAAAAUCCCAAACGAAAUCCUCUUAACUAAACAAAGAAAUGAGGGGAGCUAAGUGGGAAGGAGCUGUUUUUCCAGCAGGACAGGUGUUUGCAGAGGUGUUGCCAUGGCGCUGCCUCUCUACUUGUGCACAGCCAACCCCUGCACUUACAGCAAGCCCCAAACAACAGGUGAGCAGACACGUUUGUGAUGAAUAUAAUGUUUCAGCUGCACAUUGUAUAGGUCUUCCAACACCAUAUUUGAAUGUAUUUAAAAAAAAAAAAAACACCAACAAACUAUUGUUUUUUGCAUCCUUACAGUAGGCAGGCAUGAAUCUGAUCUUCCAUUUUGAUUUUAAAAAAUUUUGGUACAUUGGUAAUGAAGCAGAAUAGUUGGAAUUAUAUCCUUAGUGCCCAGGGAACCCUUUAGUUUUGCCCAAUGGUGAUGCUGUCUGGAAUCCUUAGGAAAUAAAAGAAUUUGACUUAAGAGCACAGAAUAAGCUGUGCUCAAAAGGGAAAGAAAACGUUUUUUACAAUUUGAUCUUCAGCUCAUUUGUUAAAAGGCAGCUACUUGUCUUCCCUAUGCCUAGCUACCCCGUCACCCUUCAUAAAAACCAAGCAGCUGCAGCCAGGGCUUUGAUACUGAACCACAUCCAGGUUUUAUGCUGUUGCUUCAAGAUCUUGCAACAGGAAGACCAAGGAGACCGUAAGUAGCUGGAACAAGCUUGGCUGGAACAAGCACUGACUGCCAACAGGGAGGAGCUUUUGGGGCAGGGAUGGUGAGGUGGUCACCAGGGCUCGGGGCUCAGCACAGAAGGCGCUGUGCCCACACACAGCUUGUGCACAGAUUCACCUGAGAAGUAGAAAAACAAGUACGGUGUGGUCCUUGCUUCCGGCCUUCAGACAGCGGGGCAAGGACACGGGGCUGGUCAUACCCAGCUGAACUGCAGUUGGGCAGAGAAGAUGGAAGGGAGGAGGCUGUUACUGGAUGGAGACAUCGCAGAGAAACUUCAGGCUCCCUUUGUGUUACCCUCCUUGGAGUUACUGUGAAUUUCAAAAGUUUGAUAGCACAGCAUCUUUACAACUUAGCUCAUUUCCUUCUCUAAAGUGUUUCAUCACAGCGUAUGUACUUGUGCAGUUUUGCUGGGAAAAAAGAAACUAAGCAGAAGGGAGCUCUUUUGCCACUACCAAAAUACAACUUCCUACCAGUGCAUUUCGAAAAAGGACUGUUUACAAAGAUUUGGAAGGUACCCUAAGUCAAACCUAAGGAAUUAUGAUAGAGGAGUCAGCCAAAAAAGUCAGAUGACCCCACUCAACAUUUUACAUCUCAGCAGGCUGCAGUUCCUCCUGCCAGAGCCCAGCACAAAGAGAGGGCAAACUCCUGCUUUUGAGAAGGCUGCGGCCACUGGAGCUGGGCUGCAGGAGGCCAACCCCGGGGGCAGGUGGGGGUGAUAGGCCCCACUGUGUCCUUCCUGGUGGUGGGGCAGGACACCUUGGCCUGUCCCGUUCCUGGUCUCUCCUGGGAGACCCUGCACUGAGGAAGCUUCACUGUCUGGAAGCCAGGACGCUCCUAUGGCUCUUGUCCACAGACCCUUCUGCUGGCUGGGACUGGGGAGGGUGGGGGGUCAGAAAACCACCUGAGCCCAAAAGCACAGAAACAGGGGAUAAUGCCUUCGUGCCGGUUAAAGGCACAGCACAGGCAUCACAACUAGAAAUAAAGAUAAGUAUUUUUAUGUGGGUGAGGAGGCAUGUGUAAUUUUUAUAUAUUUUUUUAAGACAUCUGUCUGGUAUUAAAGUUUGAAUGAGUUCAAAACUGUAAACUUCUGUCAUUAUUGUUGUUUAUAAUUCAACUUUCACAGCUGUUGUUGAAAUCCUAACUCUUAAACCAUCACAUAAUGGAAAAACAUCAAUUCUCAGUAUCAGUACGCUACAUUUUUAAAAUAAAAAUGGUGUACAAACGA
Calidris pugnax (ruff) is the source of this 5139-nucleotide messenger RNA. It is a transcript of the gene OSMR, whose product is annotated as oncostatin M receptor. The transcript has 18 exons. Bases 166 to 2946 code for a protein of 926 amino acids. NCBI's taxonomy places the organism in Eukaryota, Metazoa, Chordata, Aves, Charadriiformes, Scolopacidae. Gene Ontology annotation, cellular component: external side of plasma membrane; membrane. Gene Ontology annotation, molecular function: cytokine receptor activity; protein binding. Gene Ontology annotation, biological process: cytokine-mediated signaling pathway. The record is from RefSeq and is a predicted model, not a curated record.